UUGAGCACAGUAGAGCAGAGCCAAGCUGUCUGCCCACCAUUCAGCUGCUGGGCUUCAGCACAUUUGUCAGUGUCGCUGGUGAUUUGUGGAUAGCCACAGCAGAGAGCUGGGAUGUGUUUGUUUCGGCCUCCUUUUGUGGGAGCACUGACCUUGGACCGAAUGAGGAGGCAGUGACGUGCUGCUGCUGCCUGGUGUCCCUGUUCCUUCAGAUACUCCUUGCAGCAGAAUGCUCUGAGGAAACUAAGGCAGGGAAGAGAGGAACGACUUGCACUCAAGGAGACAAUGGAGAAAUAGAGUUCUGGUUCCAGUUCCCGUGUUCUCUCUGAAUCAUUCUCUUCCUUAAAAAAGUGGAGGGAGAAAGAGUUUUCAGACAAAACAUAAGGCCUCAGCCAACAGAGCUUCCCCCAUUUGCUUCCAGGAUUUAGCAAUCCAGAAGGCUGUCUGUAAGCAAGACCCUUGCAAUGGGACUGUCAACAGGGCUGCAGUAAGAACACUGCAUGGUCCAAAGGGGGAUUAUUUACUGGAAGCAGCUCCUUCUGAAAAUUGAAAGGCUUGAUUUACAGGGGACUGGUAACAAAAAUUUACAUGCUUAUCAAAGGGUUUUUUUCACUGUGAUCAAGAUGACAGCAGUCCGUGCAUCUUACACUGUUCCUCCAUUAAACACCUUGUGUCCUUCUACAGCUGAUUUUGAUGAAAUUUGUUUAAACCUCUGCAUGAAGAGAGAAUUGCCAAUUUUUUUCUGGCACAUCCUAUGGCUUCAUGACUGAUGCUGAGUAAAAUAUCACAAAUACUUAUUUUCUCUUCUCAAAAUCACCUGAAAAAAAGACAAGAGUACUUUUACAUAAUUUUAUCCUCCUAUACAGUCCUGACUUAUUCCUGAAGCAUAGGACCCUAUUUUCUGGGCUUUGAGCCACUUUAAACAUAAAAGUUAACUUAAAAAUGUAACUAUACCUCAGUGUCAACUUAGUAUUUCAUAGUCUAGAGGUGUGAUACAUAACCCAAAAAUCUGCUGGUAUAAUGUGACAAAAGUGUCUUACUUUUUGAUGUGGACUGUGACCAGUGUAGACCAACCUUUUCCUGCCUCCACAGAGCUCAUGAGCUGUCAAGCUGCAGAGCUAACCCACCUCACUGGGGACAGUUCAGUAAACAACACACAUGGGCUCCUGUGUGUCCUUGGCACCUCCAACUUCAGACAUCCACAGCAAGCUGCCUUUGGAAUAAGGUUUCUUCUCAUGCUAGGCUUCUGACUUGCUCUAGAAUUGCUUUGAAAGGCAGGACCCAUUGUUUUCUUUGGUCCAUGGAAUUCCCAUUUUUUCAUGGAAAAAUAACAAGAAGAACCUGUGAAGAGUUGCUGAGCAAGAAGAAAAAGAAUGGCAGCUAUUUAAUACGGGAGAGUGAGAGUGUGGAAGGAGCCUUGUGUCUCUGUGUUUUCUUUGAGGGCCUCAUCUACACUUACCGUAUCUUCAGAGAAGACCAAGGAUAUUUUAGAAUACAGACUUCUGAAGGUGUUCCAGAGAGGACCUUCAAAACAUUAAAGGACUUAAUAUAUGCUUUUGAAAAGCCAAAUCAAGGACUGAUAACAAAGCUCCGCUACCCGGUGAAGAAACCGAAGGCCUUGCAAGGAAGCCAGAGGUUCAAGUCAGAAAUGGACAAUGUUUAUGAUGAAGCUGAUGACAGCGCUGAUUAUGUUGAUGUCCUGCCCUGAAGGAUCCGUGCCUGAUGGUUUCGGAAGCUGCCAUUCCAGGACAUGCCCUGGCACAGGGCCUCAGCUGAGGAGAGCUUCCAGCUGGGUGUCCUCUGCUCUACAUCUGGAAUUACCUCCUCCUUUUGCAGACUGGCAGAGCAGCUGCAUCUUCAACCAGUAGAUCCAGUACAAGCUAUAAUGCACGUUUGCUCAGCAAUAAAAGAAGCAUUUUUGUUACAGACACAAACACACACACGUAGGUAUGGGGGCAGGAGUCCAUGUAUGUGUCUUCUGGUGGUUUUUAACCAGCAAAUUGUCCAAGAUGUUGACUGCUAGAGUGAACAUUCUGCUAGAGGGCAGCAAUAUAAAUAUAUUAAAUGAAAAGGCAUAAAGCAGUAAUUUAUGGCAGAAUUGAUAGGUGUUGAUAAAAAUCAUAUAUGACAAAACUAUUAGCAUUUUAAGAUGCUUUAAAACCCCCAAACUCUGUUAUUUUGCAUAUAAUUCAUGUUACCGAUGAGGUUGGAGGAGUGAAUAGUAUUUCAGCAAUGUCAAGGAAUACUAGUAGUCAGUAGCUUGAAUAAUGCAAAUUAAGACAAAAAUGCUGUGUUAAAUCCAUGCCAUAAAAAAUAAAUAACCAACCAGAGGAAAAUGCUUUGAAAUAUUUUGACGUUGAGGAACGGCUCUGGCAGAUUACAAGAGGAUUACAAGUUGUACAUACAUGUCAGCAUGAACACAUCCUUUUUUUAAUAGGUUCUGUACUUAUGGGAAUACUUACUCCAUUUGAUUUUCUACUUCCAUUAGUUCUGUAUUAUGUAUAUAUCUUUUGUUGUUUACUUGUUUUUAAUGCAAAAAUUUGCU
Molecule: messenger RNA, 2542 nt
Organism: Melospiza melodia melodia
Lineage: Eukaryota; Metazoa; Chordata; Aves; Passeriformes; Passerellidae
Gene: SH2D1B
Product: SH2 domain containing 1B
Exons: 9
Coding region: 1298-1705 (135 amino acids)
Biological process (GO): regulation of immune response; negative regulation of signal transduction; positive regulation of B cell differentiation
Cellular component (GO): cytosol
Source: RefSeq, a predicted model, not a curated record